GUGUCAAAUCCGUCAAAAACAAUUUUUACGGUAAUGUGAAAUGUAAUUCGUUUUUGUAACAUAAAUAAAAGUAUAGUUGAUAUUGAAUAUUGACUAAAUUCAUAAUGAAUUUUAGCGGCACAUUAAGAAUUAAUAAAUUCGCAUGUUUUACAUUACUGUUUAUAUUGUUUGUCAUUAUUUACUGGAAAUCGAACGGCGGGGCAUAUCCCACUGAAAAAAGUGAAAUUAUUAAUUUAAAAACAUUACUAAAAGCUGCAAUCCAUGCGGCAGAAUACGGAGGGAGUAAAGUAGUGGAGGGUACGAAUCGGGAUUUGAAUAUUAAGAGCAAAGGGAAGACGAAAGAAGGUGUAAACGACCCAGUGACGGACGCGGAUCAAGCAUCGCAUUGUGUUAUGUUUUACGGUUUAAGUAAGACAUUUCCUAAAUUGAAGAUAGUGUCUGAGGAGCACUCUAAAAAUGAUCCUAAAUGUGAAGACCAGGAACCGUUCAAUACGGACACACCACCCCCAGAACAUCGUAUGAUCGAAGAUAUGAACAACGAGCUCGUAUUUGCCAAAGAUAUUACAAUAUGGAUAGAUCCUUUAGACGCUACUAAGGAAUAUACAGAGGGUCUAUAUCAAUAUGUGACUACAAUGGUCUGUAUAGCUUACAAAGGAAUCCCAAUAAUUGGAGUAAUUCAUUAUCCAUUCCCACGGGAAAAUCCUCAGACUUACUGGGGCUGGCUUGCAAAGAGGACAUCAAGUAAUGUGGCCAAUGUUGUUCAUAGAGAAGAAAAUAAAAAGAAUCCAAGAGUAGUUGUGUCAAUUUCCCAUCAAGGGAAAGUGUCUGAUAUGGCUAAAGAAGCAUUUGGUUCUGGGACAACUGUAAAUAAUGCAGCCGGUGCUGGUUACAAGGUUAUGGGUGUUGUGAAUGGUACUUACGAUGUAUAUCUUCACACUACAGCUAUAAAGAAAUGGGACUUAUGUGCGGGUGACGCUAUUAUAAGAACAGUAGAUGGUAAAAUGACAACCGCUAAAGGUGAUAAUAUUGAUUAUUCUCCGGAAGCAGAUGUCAAAGUGACUGAAGGUGUUGUUGUAACAAGGUAUGAUCAUGACUAUUAUUUAAGUAAGAUAUCAAAAAAGUUUAAUAAGAAACCUUAAUCUGCAUUAAAAAGUUAAUAACUACUUGAUUGUUGAAAUAAAUCUUUAAUGAAGUUAAUGUUGUGCCAUUACUAACUAGAAACUUCUAAAAUCUCUUGGAAUGGUAGAAAAAAACAUAGACAAAUUGAGAACCUCUUUUUGAGUGUGUUGAAAUUAAUGGCAGCAUGUCAGUUACUGGUGAAAGAGAAUUCAAUCAAGUUCAUUUUGUAUUUAUAAUACAAGUUUUUUAUAAUUUGUAUUUAUACAUUUAAUCCUUAAAUGUGCACUGUUGUAUACAUACAACAUAAAAAAAUUGGAUGCUUUUUUUUUAAUUUUUUCUCCUUUACCGAUUUAAAUAUGAUUUUUUCGAUAUGUUUCGAAAAACCACACAUUAAGUGUUAAGUAAAUGACAUAGUGAAUGAAUGAUAUAUGAAUUAAGUUUUUAACUUGUAUUCCAUUCUUGCUAUUUUUUUUUUAAUCUGCAUUUUAGCACAAAGCUAGAAUUGCAGAUUUUAUUAAAUUCUUCAAAUAUUUUUAUGUCUUAUGACAUUUUACAUUAAAGCUAUUGCUGUAUUUUAAUAAAUUGCAUUUUUGUAUAAACAACAAUUAUUGUACAGUCAACUGCAUUAAAAUGUGUAUUUACAAAACUGUAGAAACUCAUAUCCAUGUAUUUGUCUCAUAUCUUAUUCAUAUUUGGGAACAUAUGGAGAUAAAUGCAUAUUCUUGAUACCAAGCUAGUCUUGGGUAGUACACAUACGAUGUACUAAAAAGUAAUGUUACUCGGCACUGUACUAAUAGUAACGUUACCGAACGACUUCUGUUAAUCGGACAUUUAGUACUUUUAGUACACUACACGAUAUCGGUGUUCGCUUCUUCGUUGUUUGAUUUGAUUGUAUAUUUGCUAGAUUGAAGCAUACACUUUCGGUAAUAAAAAUCAAAAAUGGAUUAAAUUACUUACAACUUAAAUUUAUUUUCGCUACUAACAUAUGUUUGACUGCUUAAAAUUUGAUGUGAAGUAAUCUAUAACCCUCGUUAUUUUAUAUUCAUGUAUUGUGUUCUCACAACUCCGAAGUACUAAAGGUACUAAAUGUGUGUACUAGUACGUUUUCCGAAUUGUACUAGUACGGUGCGCACUUACAGAUGUCCGAUAAAGCCCAAGACUAUACCAAGCAUGUCCACGUGUCUGAUGGUUUGUAACUGUAUACAUAUUUGUGCAGCUGACUGUACUCUAUGGCAGUCAAUUCAGUUUUAUACUCUGUGUCAUCUGGCAUAGACAAAUGGUUACUUUUUACCCCUACUUUUUCUAUAACCCUUGUAUUAUUUGUUUUUUACAUAUAUAUCUGUUGAAACAAGGUUAUUUUUUACAUUUGAAUCAAUUAUUGUUUUUUUUA
This is a messenger RNA of Papilio polytes (common Mormon), 2509 nucleotides long. RefSeq names its product putative inositol monophosphatase 3. Gene Ontology annotation, molecular function: 3'-nucleotidase activity. NCBI's taxonomy places the organism in Eukaryota, Metazoa, Arthropoda, Insecta, Lepidoptera, Papilionidae. Bases 105 to 1139 code for a protein of 344 amino acids. The transcript has 3 exons. The record is from RefSeq and is a predicted model, not a curated record. Gene Ontology annotation, cellular component: endomembrane system.